Molecule: messenger RNA, 2336 nt
Organism: Suillus discolor
Lineage: Eukaryota; Fungi; Basidiomycota; Agaricomycetes; Boletales; Suillaceae
Product: glycosyltransferase family 20 protein
Exons: 6
Coding region: 357-2012 (551 amino acids)
Biological process (GO): cellular response to heat; trehalose biosynthetic process
Cellular component (GO): alpha,alpha-trehalose-phosphate synthase complex (UDP-forming); cytosol
Molecular function (GO): alpha,alpha-trehalose-phosphate synthase (UDP-forming) activity
Source: RefSeq, a predicted model, not a curated record
GUGCGUUUCUCACUGGUUUUUGUAGUAUGGGCAUAAAAGUCAGGGACUGAUAGAUGGUCCAAACUCGGACUAGCGGGACCGUGGUGCAGAUUCCCAUACGGUCAUGACGCAGGCCAGUGGAGUCACUGGAGCGUAGGCAGCUAAAACUCAACCCACCGUCAUCCAGGGUCAAUCGACAAGCGUCUCCAGCCAUCGAUCUAAACAUUUUUCGCGAUAAGACUUUGAUCACACAAACGUUUGCCAGCCUUCUCGCUGCCCUUCUACCAAUUCAUCACGAGAGAUCCGAUAAUCACCCGUAUUCGGCCUCUUCUGCAUGUUUCUAAAGAGAUCUGUUCACUUAUAAAUUUCAUCUCUCCAUGGCACCCUCUCUCUUCCCAACCUCCGCCGAAAACUUUGCAGAUAUGCAGGGCAAACAUCUCAUCGUCGUCGCCAACCGUCUACCCAUCACAAUCACGAAAGAUGCUUCAGGCGAAUACCACUUCAAAAUGUCUUCGGGAGGGCUCGUAUCAGCCCUCUCCGGUUUCAAGAAGUCGUUGAGUUUCACAUGGAUCGGUUGGCCGGGUUUCUACAUUCCACCGAAAGACAGAGCUUACGUCGACAAGCGUCUAAUGGAAGAAUACUCUUGCCAAGCGGUAUAUCUUGACGAUGACGUCGCAGAAGGGCAUUAUAACGGCUUCUCCAACUCUAUUUUGUGGCCAUUAUUCCAUUACCAUCCAGGAGAAAUGAACUUUGAUGAGGAAAAUUGGCUCAUGUACCGUCAGGCCAACUUCCGAUUUGCUGAAACAGUACGCUCGCAAAUCACACCCGGGAGCAUGGUAUGGGUGCAGGACUAUCACCUUAUGCUCCUUCCCAUGAUCCUACGCGGCCUCGUUGACGGAUCAUCCGGAGGGGAUUACCAAAAGCAAGAGCUGACGAAGAUCGCGGAGGGUAUUGAAGAGGAAGUUAAUAUCUCUUCUGAGAGAAUACCCGACGUCAAGAUAGGGUUCUUCUUGCACACACCCUUCCCCAGCAGCGAAAUUUAUAGAAUCCUCCCUGUUCGUCGUGAAAUUCUGCUGGGUGUCCUGUUCUGCGACCUGAUUGGGUUUCACACUUACGACUAUGCUCGUCACUUUUUGUCUUCUUGCACGCGCAUCUUGGGUUUGCCCACUAUGCCAAAUGGUGUUGAGUUUGAAGGUCGCUUAGCUCACGUUGGGACAUUCCCUAUUGGCAUCGAACCUGCUUCAUUCAUCAAGAACCUAGAGAAGGAAACCGUUAAAUCUCGCAUCACUCAACUGGAACAGCGUUUCAACGGUGUCAAAGUCAUCGUUGGGGUUGAUCGUCUCGAUUACAUCAAAGGCGUUCCCCAGAAACUACACGCCCUCGAACUCUUUUUGAAGCAGCACCCUGAGUGGAUCGGUAAAGUGGUGUUGGUCCAGCUCGCUGUGCCGUCUCGACAAGACGUCGAAGACUACCAAAACCUACGAUCGACGGUAAACGAGCUCGUCGGUCGCAUCAACGGCCAGUUUGGUACAGUCGAAUUUAUGCCGAUACACUUCAUGCACAAGAGUCUACCAUUCGAUGAGCUGUGUGCCCUUUACGCAAUUAGUGACGUUUGUUUGGUGACGAGUACGAGAGAUGGAAUGAAUCUGGUCUCGUACGAGUAUAUUGCUUGCCAGCAGGCUCGUCAGGGUGCAAUGAUCCUCUCCGAAUUCGCCGGAGCCGCACAGAGUCUCAACGGAUCAAUCGUCGUGAACCCGUGGGAUCCUCAACAAGUCGCUGACGCGAUUCACGAAGCUGUCACGAUGGAUACGGAGACGCGUGCCGAGAACCACCGCAAGCUUUUCAAAUACGUCAAUAAAUACUCCGCGGCCUUUUGGGGCACGAGCUUCAUCAAGGAAAUGGGCAAGUUGAAGCAGGACGAUGUGGACAAGGAGGGUCAAGCUGAGUUGAAGCCCAAGAACGACGAAGGUGCUGGUAGCGACCUCGUUGGGGGACAAGUGCCUACGCCACAGGUGGUAAGCCCGGGUGUAUAGACAUCUGGGAAGGCAAGUAUCAUAACUUCUAUUUAGGCACCAGGUCGGAUGAUCGCAUUGCACACAUUGCGCUUAACUUGGGGCGCUAUACGUUGGUUGUUCCAUAUGAUUAUUCCAUAUCUUCAGUGGUUUUCUAGAACAUAGAUGGGGUCCCACAUUACUUGACGCUGGAGAGUAAAGUAGUACAUAGUAGCAUGAGGUGAACACGUUUUUUUUGGUAUGCACGCCUGCGAGCACUCGUUUCAUAAACGUCUUCGAGAACAAUCUCAAGUUUGCAAGCGCGAGGAUUCUCUGUAGACUUUCGAGAAAAGCGUCAAGUUGCUC